CUUGGUAUUAGAGAUUUUUUAGUUGCAUGUUUAUUAUGAAAAACACUCCAUAAAUAAUUGAGUUAAUAAAAAGUAAGAAAACCACUUUAGAAAAUAGUAUGCCUAUCAAGAGUACCAUUAGAGUAGCAUUUCUUCCAUAACAAAAAUGUUAUCUCGCUCAGAUUCAGGAGUGUUGUGUGACCCAAAGAUUUCGCCCAGGAUGAAAGGUAAGUUCUACCAGUCCGUAGUCAGAUCUGCUAUGUUAUAUGGGGCAGAGUGUUGGGCGGUUAAGAAGACUCAUGUGCGUCGUCUGCAUGCGGCGGAGAUGCGGAUGUUACAAUGGAUGUGUGGGAAGACAGGGUUGGAUAGGAUUUCGAACGAAGUUAUCCGGCGUCAGGUAGGCAUGGCGCCGGUGGAAGAUAAGCUGCGGGAAGCGAGGUUGAGAUGGUUUGGUCAUGUGAGACGGCGGAAUGCUGACGCCCCCGUACGGAGAUGCGAGAGGAUUACGGUUGUCGGGGAAAGUAGGGGAAGGGGUAGACCUAGGAAGAAUUGGAAGGAGGUGAUUAGGCAGGAUUUAGGACUUCUCAUCCUGACUGAGGAUAUGGCUUUAGAUAGGAACCUUUGGAGAACUAGGAUUAGAGUAGCUAGAUAGGGGCCCGGACUUUCUUUCCAUUGUACUUGGUGCUUUAUCUGUGUUAUACUGUGAUUCCUAUCAUAUUUUUUGUGCAGUUGGAGCUAGGGGUCUUUU
Molecule: messenger RNA, 727 nt
Organism: Cuscuta campestris
Lineage: Eukaryota; Viridiplantae; Streptophyta; Magnoliopsida; Solanales; Convolvulaceae
Source: the annotation of a GenBank genome assembly